Saccharomyces paradoxus is the source of this 1545-nucleotide messenger RNA. It is a transcript of the gene PEX9, whose product is annotated as Pex9p. Bases 1 to 1545 code for a protein of 514 amino acids. Gene Ontology annotation, biological process: protein import into peroxisome matrix, docking. Gene Ontology annotation, molecular function: protein binding. NCBI's taxonomy places the organism in Eukaryota, Fungi, Ascomycota, Saccharomycetes, Saccharomycetales, Saccharomycetaceae. The transcript has a single exon. The record is from RefSeq and is a predicted model, not a curated record. Gene Ontology annotation, cellular component: cytosol; peroxisomal membrane.
AUGAACGAAGUCACUUGUUCCGUAACUAAUGGUAAUCCAAUUGAUAAGAUCAACAAUGAACUAAGGUUGAAAUGGAAUAAUCUGAGUAAAUUCUCCGAUUUUCAGACUAACGGUAGCGCCGCACGAAAUGCCAAUACAAUAGAGUAUAUCUUUACCAACUGUCAAAAAAGCAACAGUACCAGUAAGAUAGAUUUCCAGGUCGCAUUACCGGUAGAUAAACCCAAACAUGGUGGUAGUAGCGGAAAAGAAUUGUCAGGACUUGAGAACCAAUGGUCAAAGGAAUUCUCUUGUUUUCACAGGAAUAAAAGUGCCGAUGUGGCUAAGCCUGGUACAAAGAAGCAUGAGAAAUGCCCCAUAAAAUUUCACGAUAAGCAUUUUGCACCUUACCACAGUACAGCGUAUCACCAAAACCGCAUAUAUCCUUGUAGAAAAUCUUACAAUGAGAGCUCAUCUGUUUCUAAUGGCUGGGAAUCUCAGUUCAAAUUAAUUGAAAGCCAGUUAAUAAAUGACCUAACAAUAGAAAACAAUGUAGAAGAAAAAAACAUUGGUUACGAAUAUGUGGCAGAAUACGAAGAAACAAUAGGUUUCAAACAUAGGCUGUUAUCCGUACCGCAAACAUAUCAAUUUCUAAAAUCGAACAUCUACUUAAGCGAACGGGACCCAUAUAAAAUAGGAUGUGUACUAAUGGAAAACGGUUCCAAUUUGAACGAAGUUGUGAUGGCGUUUGAAGCAGCCAUCUCACAAAAUCCGGAUCAUGUAAAUGCAUGGCUAAAGUUAGGUGUAGUUAAUAUUGAAAAUGAAAGCGAAAGCAAUGGUGAGCUUGCUUUGCGAAAUUGCUUGAACUUGGAUCCAAAUAAUACGCUUGCAUUGGAAAGUUUAGCAAUUCACUAUGUAAACCAACAAAAUGAACCAGAGUCCUUGAAGCUUUUUCAUAAAUGGAUUCUUUCAAAAUUUUCAAAGUUUUUACAUCCUUUUACAGGAAAAGACGAGAACAGCGUCAAUAAAAUCCCGGAAAAGUCUCAUUUAGUGCGUAUUCUGGAAUCUUUGUUGAAUAUGGGUAUAAAAAAAACAGACCAAUAUGAUGUAUAUUCAGUAUUAUCAGUCUUAUAUUAUUCCGAUCAGAAAAUACAGCAGUCUCGGGAAUGUUUGGAGUUCUUACUAUCGGAGUGGCCCAAUAAUGGAAUAAUAUGGAAUAGAUAUGGAGCAAUUUUAGCCAAUACUGAGUCAUAUCACUCUGCAAUAAAUGCGUACAAUAAAUCCAAACAACUAAGACCGAAUUUUACAAGGGUGCGUUAUAAUUUAGCAAUUGCCUACAUGAAUAAAGGUGAAUAUGUAAAAGCAAGCAAAAUGUUGAUUGAAGUUAUAUUGUUACGAAGUAAUGGAUAUGAACACAACAAGGCAAAAAUGCAAAACAAAUUUAUGCAAAAUCUAAAAAAUGCUCUAAUCGCUUCAAAAAAAUUUGAUUUUCUUGAUUUAAUAAAUGGCUCUCACAAUGUAGAAUCGUUAUUAUCAACCUUAAAAACUAUAUAUAACAAGAUGGGUUAG